Molecule: messenger RNA, 3307 nt
Organism: Sphaerodactylus townsendi
Lineage: Eukaryota; Metazoa; Chordata; Lepidosauria; Squamata; Sphaerodactylidae
Product: B-cadherin-like
Exons: 16
Coding region: 111-2747 (878 amino acids)
Biological process (GO): calcium-dependent cell-cell adhesion; adherens junction organization; cell-cell junction assembly
Cellular component (GO): catenin complex; plasma membrane; adherens junction
Molecular function (GO): cadherin binding; calcium ion binding
Source: RefSeq, a predicted model, not a curated record
GGGGCGGGGCUCAGCGGACCAGGAGCGGCGGGGAGUCCGGAGCGCCACAACCCGCGAGCCAGUCAGCCGGCCGGCCAGAGGCUUCUCCUACAGUGCCCGGGGUGGCGGCCAUGGGGCUCCGGCCGGGUCGCUGCGUCCUCCUCCUCCUCCUCUGGCUCCAGGUGGCUGCUUCGCGCGGGACCCCCCCGCCCCCCUGCGUGGCCGACUUCGCCGCGGGCUGCUGCGCCUUCGAGGUGGCGCACGGAGACCUUCUUCGGGGCCAAGUGCUGGGCCAAGUCCAGUUUGAAGGCUGCGCGGGAUGGAAGUUGGCACGGUACAGCACCGAGGAUGCCAACUUCAGAGUGCUGGCGGAUGGCACGGUCUUGGUGAAGCACCACACAAAGCUUCGUGGGGAGGAGAGGACCUUCGUGGUGCAUGCCUGGGAUUCCGCGGGCCCCAAAUCCUCGGCCCUGGUGACUGUGAGGAACAAAGGCCCUCAUUCUCCACAGGGGGAGUCUGAUCCUGCCAAUCAGACGGAGUUGCGGAGGUUUCCAGCCGCUGGGUCUGGCCUGAAGCGGCAGAAGAGGGAUUGGGUCAUCCCGCCCAUCAGAGUCCCUGAGAACGAGAGGGGCCCCUUCCCCAAGAAGCUGGUCCAGAUCAUGUCCAACAGGGUCAAAGUCGGCACGAUUUUCUACAGCAUCACUGGGCAGGGGGCGGACAUGCCGCCCGAGGGAGUCUUCACCAUUGAGAAAGAGACGGGCUGUAUGAAAGUGACCCAGCCGUUGGACAGAGAAGCCAUUGACAAAUACCACCUUUUCUCGCAUGCUGUGUCUGAGAACGGAAAGCCUGUGGAGGAACCGAUGGACAUAAUCAUCACAGUCACUGACCAAAACGACAACCGGCCCCAGUUCACCCAGGAGGUCUUCCGAGGGUCCGUCUUGGAAGGAGCAACACCAGGGACCUCCGUGAUGCAGGUCACAGCCACGGAUGCUGAUGAUGGCGUGGAGUCCUACAAUGGGGUGGUUGCCUACUCCAUCCUGAGCCAAGUGCCUGGCGAGCCUGAGAAGCAAAUGUUUGCCAUCAACAGAGAGACCGGCGUCAUCAGUGUGAUUGCCAGUGGCCUGGACAGAGAGAGAGUGAGGGACUACACACUCGUCUUACAAGCUGCUGACUUGGACGGCAAAGGGCUGACCACCACAGCAUCUGCAGUGAUAGAAAUUGAGGACUCCAAUGAUAACGCCCCCCUGUUCAGCCCCUCAGUGUACAGGGCAGAAGUGGCAGAGAAUGAGGCUGAUGCAGAGGUCCUUCGACUGUCUGUGGCAGACCUGGACGAGCCUGGCUCAGCUGCGUGGCGGGCUGUGUAUGAAAUUGUGCGCGGCAACGAAGGGGGCUUCUUCCGCGUGUCCACUGACUCAGAGAGCAACGAAGGUGUUGUGGAAACGGCCAAAGGCUUGGACUUUGAAUCGAGGGAUCAGUUUGUGCUGCAGGUUGCCGUCACCAACCAAGUGCCCUUUGCCGUGAAGCUCUCCACGUCCCUGGCAACGGUCACCAUCGACGUGAGGGAUUUGAACGAGGCACCUGUCUUUAAUCCUGCAGUCAGGACGGCAGAGGUCUCAGAGGACGUCCCCCUGGGGCACAGAGUCACGGUGUACACGGCGCAGGACCCAGACCACAGGCAGUCACAGAAGAUCAGGUACUUCAUGGAUCACGACCGGGCAGGCUGGCUGGCGAUCCACCCUGAAAGUGCCCUCAUCACAACCAGGGCCCCCUUGGACCGGGAGUCCCACCAUGUGAAGAACAACACCUACGAAGCCGUUGUGUUGGCCGUGGAUGAUGGCAGCCCUCCAGCCACGGGGACGGGCACCCUCCUGCUGACUUUGCUGGACGUGAACGACAACAGCCCUGAACUCGACCGCCAGGAGGUCACGGUCUGCAACCGGAACCCCGAGAGACAGUCUCUGCCCAUCCGGGACAAGGACCAGCCGCCCAACACCUCCCCUUUCCACGCAAAGCUCACCAACGGCUCUGAUGACAACUGGGCUGUGAAGAUGGAUGCCAAAGGGGAGGUGGCGCUGCUGGAGCUGCUGCGGCCCUUGGAGCAGGACAUCUACAGCGUUUACCUCCAGCUCUUCGAUAACCAGGGCCGGGCCCAGCUGGCCGUCCUCAGAGCCACCGUGUGUGAAUGCGAGGGGCCGGUGGACCAGUGCCCGGAGAGGCGGGUGGCUGCCAUUGGCGCUCCUGCAAUCUUGGCCAUCCUGGGGGCCAUUUUGGCUCUGCUGAUCCUCCUUUUGCUGCUGCUGCUGUUUGUGCAGAGGAGGAAGGCAGUGAAGGAACCGCUGCUGCUCCCGGAAGAAGACACCAGAGACAACAUCUUCUACUAUGGCGAAGAGGGAGGAGGGGAGGAGGACCAGGAUUAUGACCUCAGCCAGCUGCACAGAGGCCUGGAUGCCCGUCCAGAAGUCAUUCUCCGGAACGACGUGGCGCCUACUCUCCUGCCAGCUCCUCAGUACCACCCGCGCCCCACAAACCCAGAGGAAAUUGGCAGUUUUAUCCAUGAGAACCUGAAGGCAGCCGACACGGACCCCACGGCUCCCCCCUACGACUCGCUGCUGGUGUUCGACUACGAAGGCAGCGGCUCCGAAGCUCCCUCGCUCAGCUCCGUUGAGUCCUCCAGUUCGGAUCGAGACCAAGAUUAUGACUACUUGAAUGAGUGGGGGGGCCGGUUCAAGAAGCUGGCCGACAUGUAUGGGGGAGGAGUGGAGGACUGAGGUGGGCACGUGGAUCCCCUGCGGAGGAGGAAGAGGCCGAGAGGUCCCGGCUGCGCCCACCCCUCCUCGUUCAGGGCAGGGUGCCAUCUCUGCAGCCAGCCAAAUCUUCUGCACGGCCCCUCCUGGCUCCACACGACUGCUGAGCCUGCCUCCUGUUCCCAAGACAGUUCGUGCCCUCGGUGCUACCUUGAGCAGCCUUCUAGCACACCGACCCUGCCCAAGUGCCUCUGGAGAGACCCCAAGAGACUGCCUGGCUCUCACCGCCUGGGUUGGUCCAGCCGCUCUGUGCAAGAUGCAAGGAUAAGUCCGGGGGGGUGGGGGGCUGGGAAGUCCGGGGGCUGUCCUGCCAAGACUCCUCUAGCUGCCCACCCAUUCCCCUCCCAUUUGCUCAGCCCCACAAAUCCUGGCAGCCCCCCUGGAAAUGGUUUGCCUCUGUUAUAAAAAUAUUUUAAUUGUUCAUAGGUCUUUUUUUGUACUGUGUAGGAAGUAGGCUGGGUGAUAACCUAAAGAACUGGAGAAUCAGGGUGUAAAAGAUUUAAUAAAGACUUUUCUUUUUUUAA